Messenger RNA from Pistacia vera, 1701 nucleotides. Its product is annotated as BTB/POZ domain-containing protein At5g17580-like. The record is from RefSeq and is a predicted model, not a curated record. The transcript has 3 exons. NCBI's taxonomy places the organism in Eukaryota, Viridiplantae, Streptophyta, Magnoliopsida, Sapindales, Anacardiaceae. The coding region runs from base 1 to 1644 and encodes 547 amino acids.
AUGGUCAUUAAAGCUUUUAUCUUAUCUAUAGUCUCAAGGUUGCCAAAGAUUUCAUCUUCAUCUGAGUUGCAGCUCAAUGUACCUGAUGUGCCUUUGAGUUUGAGCAGAGAACUUCUGGCUACAAAAUCAGCCAAAGUAGCUGCCGCUACACCCCAUGAAAAUCUCUGGCAUUUCCUCCGAGAAAUUCCAGUUGAUUCAGAAAUUUUAGAGGUUGUUGCAAGAUUCUGCCAUGGGUUUGAAGUGGAAAUGUCCACUGAAAUUGUUAUACCUCUCAUUUGUGUUGCUUACUGCUUGGAAAUGACCGAAACUCACGCCAAAAAUAAUCUUUUAAGCCAGGCUUACAACUUCUUCCAAAGUAAAGUUCUCCCUAGUUGGAAUGAGACCAUUAAAGUUUGCCGAGUGGCUGAGAAUUUUCUUCAACAGGCAAUUUAUCUUGGCUUGGUUGAUUCGUGUUUAGAAUCUCUUAUUGCAAAAGCACUAGUUGAUCCUCACCUUCUCCUUCUUGGAGAACCAAUGAUAAGAAAUCAUGCAUCUGAUGACCAAAUUUGCAAUAAUCCCAAUGCAAGGCGAAGGCUCUUAUUUCUUAAUAAUGGGGAUUUCGAAGAUUUGACAACACUCUCUCUCCAACUCUAUGAGCCCCUCAUUCUAUCAAUGAAUAAGCAGAGAGUUCCAUCAGAGUACGUGGCUGCAUCCAUUUGUCAAUAUGCAAAAAGAUGGGUUUUUGCAAGCACCAGUAAUAAUAUUAGUAGGAAUUCUCAAAGGGAAAUCAUUGAGGCGGUAGAAGGGUUGUUGCCUCUUGAAAAGGGACUCAUUUCAUGUACAUUGUUGUUUGAAAUGCUUCGGUAUGCAAUCGCUUUGGAUGCUAGUUGUGAUUGUAGAACUGGGUUUGAGAUUAGGAUUGGAAAACAACUCGAGCAAGCAACAGUAAAAGAUCUCUUAAUACCUUCAAAAGGUUAUGCUAAAGAAGUGCAAUAUGAGAUUGAAUGUUUGAAGAGGAUUUUAAAGAAUUUCUAUGGAAGCUACUGUAACUCGAGUAGUGCAGGGUUUAUGACAGUGGCAGAACUGAUUGAAGAAUUCAUGGCAGAAGUUGCAAGUGACAUAGAUUUGAAGAUGGAAACAUUUAUUUCCAUUGCAAAUAUAGCAACAACAACAUCUUCAGCCUUAGGGACAGAAAGAAACUUAGAUGGAAUUUACAGGGGAAUUGAUAUAUACUUGGAGAAGCAUAAAUACUUGACAGAGAUCGAGAGAGAAGAGAUAUGUAAAGUAUUGGAUUGGGAAAAGAUGUCAGUGGAAGCUUGUGAACACGCAGCCAAAAACGAAAGAUUGCCGUUGAGGGUGAUUGUGCAAGUGUUGUUUGUGACACAGUUGCAGCUACGAGAUGGGAGGAGUAAGGAUGAGAAAAUGGUAAUAAAGGAAGAAGUGGAGGAGGAAAUAAAGAAAAUGAGCAACAAGGUGAUAGAGCUAGAAAGAGAGUGCUUUAUGAUGAGGAAAGAAUUAAGUGGGAAAAAAAGGAAAAUUAGCAUGUGGAAUGAAAUGAAAAGGAAGUUUGGUUGCAUCGCUACAACUGUUGAUGAUUGUAAUUGCCAAGACAAAGACAAGCAUCAAAGGAAGAAGAAUAAGCUGCAUCCUGGAUUCCGAAUUUAAUCAAACAAUAUUUUGUUGUAUUUACUUUCUAAUUUUGAGCAUCUUAAAUAUUAUUUA